Symbiodinium pilosum is the source of this 960-nucleotide messenger RNA. The record is from the annotation of a GenBank genome assembly. NCBI's taxonomy places the organism in Eukaryota, Dinophyceae, Suessiales, Symbiodiniaceae.
AUGCGCGGCACUUCGCCAAAUGUUUUCAAGUCGUUCAACGAUUCAAUCCGCGCAAAAUAUGGAAGGACAGAGAGUCAGACUUGCGCAGAUGAUUCGAGUUGUCUCGGCAUAACAAAGGGCUCUGUGGGGAUUUUCAAUUUUCACGGGAAAAUCGUGUCGGGCCAUCGUCCCCAGUGGGGAUAUGACAACAAGCUGGCUUUCACUUUCACUGAUGCAGGACGCUUGGAAGCUGAUGACGGCGAUUUUUUAGCUGUGCCAGCCGACUUGCUUGCAGCGGGGGUCCCGGUGUAUCUCAUUCGUGGGGCAGACAAGUUGUCCUGGCCCAAAAGCAGCCAUAGUGACCUUUUCCUCAUGGACAAGAAUGGAAUCAUCAGUCCGCAGCUUGCGCCCAAACUGGCUUUCGGCAUAGAUCAUGAUGUCACCUACACCUUCCGGCCCCGGAACCCUCAUGAAGCAUGCCUUCCUUGCCACCAACUUGCCCCAGAGUUAUUUGACAAGAUCCAGUGCGACGGAGGCACGCAAGUUCAAUCUGCUGCCGGCUAUAUGAUCCUCCAUACGCAAGGCAGUCGAAAGGUCCACGUCCACAAGUGCCCCAACAAGGCCGCUUGUCCCGGAAGCAAGCUAAGGCUCACGGCUGAGGGCCAGACGUCUUCUCGCAGCGUUUUGUGCGCAGAAGGCUACCAGCGCAGUCCAGGCUGUAUACUUUGCAGCCCUGGGUAUGGCCGUCCACCGCUGGACCCUUUCAUUUGCCAGGCGUGCGGCAGUGCAUCUCACGUGCAGCAGAUCAGUUUGGCCACGUUGGCCAGCGGCAUCUUUUUCGCCAUCGCAUUAAACUCAGCUAGGCCACGCCGUGGAACCCAGCAGAUCUUCAAGGUGUUCCUUGCGUUCUUAACGAUCUCCUGCCGCAGCCUCUCCGCUGUACCGUACACAUUGCAAUUCCAGCGGCUGAAGCAACCCUGA